AUGCGAUCAGUUAUUAAUGGUGGAGGAGAGGAAGACGACAAGCACGUGCGGGCCGGCAAGAAGCCCCGGCCCGCUAGCUCCCGCAGCCACAAGAAGCGCCAUUCUCCGUCCGGAUCCCACCGCCCCAAUGCCACCGCCUCGCCGGAUGCCGCUGCGGAAAAGGCGGAUCACGCUGAGCCGUCUCCGAAAACUGGCCGAAAACCCGACGAGAAGAAGCCGGAGCCGGAGCCGGAGCCGGAGCUGGAGUCUGAGCCAGAGGAGGAGCAAAAGCAGGAGAAGGAGGCGGAAUUGCCCAUGCCCGAGGACAGUGGAGACGGGAAGGCGCCUGAGGAGGAAGGGGAGAAGGCGCCGGAGCUGGAGGUCGACGAGCCCAGCGAGGGGGACGGGUACGGCGAGGAGGCGGAAGAGGGGCAUAAGAAAGCUCCAACGAAGAAGAAGAAGCUCCCGCCUUUGUUCAGCUCGUCUGCACAUUACCACUGGAAGCACUGCAGCGCCAAGAGCGGCCACCAUUAUAUCCCUUGCGUGGAUUUUGAUGGGGAUGGGAGCCAGCGGCACCGCGAGCGGAGCUGUCCGAGGUCGCCGGUGACAUGCCUUGUAUCGCUGCCCAAGGAGUAUAAGGCGCCUGCCCCAUGGCCGGAGAGGAAAGAGAAGGUUUGGUAUGGGAACAUUGGACAUCCUAGGUUGUCAAGUUAUGUUAAGGCUCACAGCUGGCUGAACCGGACAGGCGAUUACCUGAUGUUCCCACCUGAGGAGUGGGAAUUCAAAGGUGGAUCGAGGCAUUAUGUCAAUUCAAUCGAUGAGAUGGCACCUGACAUUGAAUGGGGUAAAAAUAUUCGAGUAGUAUUGGACAUCGGAUGCAAAAGUGCUGGCUUUGGUGUCACUCUACUUGAGAAGGAUGUGAUAACACUAUCUUUAGGCCUUACGAAUGAUCAAACGGACCUUGCACAAGUUGCCCUUGAACGUGGCAUCCCUGCAACAGUUGGCAGUCUUGGAUCGAAAAGGUUGCCCUUCCCUAGUGGUGUAUUUGAUGCUAUCCACUGUGGUGAUUGCAACAUACCAUGGCAUGCUAAUGGUGGAAAGCUUCUCCUAGAGAUAAAUAGGAUCCUUCGUCCAGGAGGAUACUUCAUUAUAUCAAGCAAGCAUGGUGACCUUGAGAGUGAAGAGGGAAUAUCAGCUUCGAUGACUGCGUUAUGUUGGAAUGUAAUAGCUUACAAUAGUGAUGAUGUCAGUGAAGCUGGAAUGAAAAUAUUUCAACGACCACCUUCAAAUGAGAUAUAUGAUCUGAGAGCAACAAAAGAUCCUCCAUUUUGUAAGGAAGACCAGAACAAAGCUCCUGCAUGGUAUACACUGAUCAGACAUUGCCUGCAUAAAGCACCUGUUGGUAUUGAAGAGCGAGGGAGUGAAUGGCCUGAAGAGUGGCCUAAGAGGGUUGAAACUUUUCCUGAGUGGCUUGGGGACUUGCAAACAAGGGUGGAGGCUGACCAUAAACAUUGGAAGGCUGUUGUUGAUAAAUCAUAUCUGGAUGGAUUGGGAAUUGAUUGGUCAAAUAUCCGAAAUGUUCUGGAUAUGAGAGCUGUAUUUGGAGGAUUUGCUGCUGCACUGGCAUCGAAGAAAGUCUGGGUCAUGAACGUUGUUCCUGUUCAUGCUCCGGACACUCUGCCCAUAAUCUACGAGCGUGGGCUGAUUGGUGUCUACCAUGAUUGGUGUGAACCACUUAGCACAUAUCCAAGGUCAUAUGAUCUUCUACAUGCUGACCACUUAUUCUCACGCUUGAAGAACAGAUGUAAGCAACCUGUCUCAAUUGUGGUUGAAAUGGACCGAAUUUUGAGGCCUGGAGGUUGGGCCAUCAUCAGAGAGAAACUUGAGAUCCUUGAUCCAUUGGAGAAAAUUUUGAAAUCAUUGCAUUGGGAAAUAGUAAUGGCAUUCAGGAAGGACAAGGAGGGUAUCAUGUCUGUAAAGAAGUCGACUUGGCGGCCAUGAUCUAAUCUGUUGAUAAAGUCUCCCCACAUACCAAUUUUGAAGUGGUACAGGCGUACAGCUAUUGCUCUCUUAUUCUGGGUUAAAGAUACACGAUUGAUUCAUUCUUUGCACCAAACAAAUAUCCUGAGCCAUCUAUUGUCUCUUGUUGAGUACUUCUGGUCUCCGGAGCAGCAUCCUGCUCGAGGUACAGAGGAAGAUGCCCUUCCUGAAAUCCAGGCCUGACUGAAAAACCGAGCAUUUGUUUGUAUUUUGUUGUAAAUUGUAACAACAGUAUGUAAACCUGUAAAGAUUGUAACACUAAGAACAAUUGCUUGAUUCGAAUGAAAGUUGUAAAAAUGUGUGAGUACUGUACGUAAGAAUUUCUUGAGUGCUGUGCAUCUUUCUCAGUUGCUCUUCUACAAGAAAGAAUAGCUCAAUUGCCUGUACUAAAAUGUUGGAAUGGAAACACUGUUUCCUACCCAUUGUAUCCACACUUUAUUUCAGAAAAGCAACAGUGUAUGCGAAAGGACCUGUAGCCUAGUGGUUACAAAGAACUUAAUAGCACAUGGAAAAGCAACAGUUUAUAGCAUGGAUGAUGAAACCAGAAAUUCACAUGAUCAUGCAAAGAUUUAGCUCGCAAAAACCAGAAAUUGAGAUGGCUUAAGAGCAAACUGCAGUUUAUGCUGUAGAUGGAAACUUAUUUAAGAGCAAAUUAAGAUCUUUUGGCACUAUACUCUUUUCUCUUAUGUCCUUUUUUGUUUUUAAAUUUUGUACGAAUUUUACACAAGAGUGAAGAGUGUCAGUUCGGUUCUGCCAUUAUUUCCUCCAUUAGAAAAACCCCAAAACCCAAGGGCUGAUCGGGUAACCUCUUUUCC
Molecule: messenger RNA, 2834 nt
Organism: Oryza brachyantha (malo sina)
Lineage: Eukaryota; Viridiplantae; Streptophyta; Magnoliopsida; Poales; Poaceae
Product: probable methyltransferase PMT28
Cellular component (GO): endosome; trans-Golgi network; cytoplasm
Molecular function (GO): methyltransferase activity
Source: RefSeq, marked validated